GUUUAAAUAAUUAGUCAUUCAUAAAAUAGACACAAACUUAAUAAUUAAUUAAUUUUUUAAUAAUAAUUAGCUUACAAUAUGUCAGUACGUUCAAUAACAUUCAUAUGUUUGAUUGCAUUAAUUGCAACAAUUGUAACAUCACAACGUCAUAAUUGGCAAAGUGGUAGAAAACAAUCUGGUGAUUAUCUAUUAGAUCGUCAAUAUGUACAAAACUUAUCUGUACAAUACAAUAAAGUAUUAUCGAAAUUAGUGAAUUAUCCAAAAACAGGAUCAAGACGUGAAGUUAUACAUUUUAUAAAUGCAACAGAUCAAUAUACAAAUGGUAAAGGUGGUUUUGUUUCAAUUAGAAGCGGUGGUGUUAAUUAUCAAUAUGUACAAUUAAAUUUUACAUCACAACGUUCAAGUGGUAUUAAUUAUUUAUUGGAAAUAUGGGGACGUUAAAAAAUG
Molecule: messenger RNA, 447 nt
Organism: Chrysoperla carnea
Lineage: Eukaryota; Metazoa; Arthropoda; Insecta; Neuroptera; Chrysopidae
Product: probable salivary secreted peptide
Exons: 1
Coding region: 79-441 (120 amino acids)
Source: RefSeq, a predicted model, not a curated record